AUGUGCGUGUGCACUUGCCUCGGAGAGGACAACGCAAGGUUCAUCCUUCUUUUCAUUGUCCUGGCGGUGUACAUGCUGGCAGGCGCUGCACUUUUUCAACGACUGGAAGCUGACCUUGAAACGCGACAGGCUGCAGAAUUUUGGCGCGUAUACCAUACUUUUCGAAGACAUCAUUUGCAAAGUGGUCCAGUUGCUCUUCAGAGGCUGGACGAGCUGUUAUACGCUUACGGAAACGCUUCGUCCUCCGGCUUCAUCAACAAGAACCGCCGAUGGGAUUUUCCUGGCAGCUUUCACUUCGUGGGCACAAUCGUUUCCACGAUUGGAUACGGAAAUACUACACCGCAGACAACAGCGGGUAAAGUAACCGCUGUUCUGUAUGGCUUUCUCGGUUGUUCCGGUGGAAUUUUAUUCUUCAACUUAUUUCUGGAGAGGGCCAUCACCUUACUAGCUUGGAUUUUACGAAGCAUACACGUUCACCGAUUAAAAAGACGCAUCUCGAAAAACUUGGUAGCGUCUCGUCGUCGAUCCUUCAGCUCGUCCAAGAAUGAGAAAUCUUCUUUGCCUGAUAUACUCGACGACGACGAUGAGAAUUUAGACCUGGACGAGUGGAAGCCAAGCGUAUAUUGGGUUAUGCUUCUUUUAACGGUAGUAUGCUGUACGGUAGCUUGCUGUGCUGCUGCGGUUUACGCUCCAUUCGAGGAUUGGGAGUACUUCGAUGCUCUUUACUUUUGUUUCGUUAGCUUUGCGACUAUUGGCUUCGGUGACUUCGUUAGCACAGAAAAACUGCAUUAUCCCUACGUUUAUUGGUACCGUUUCGCUAACUUUACAUUUCUACUGAUCGGCUGCUGCAGCACGUACUCUUUAUUGAACGUAACCUCAAUUGUAAUAAAACAAGGAUUAAAUUACAUUAUACAAAAAGUACAAAAAUGUAGAAAUCAAGAUAUGGCCGCAGUACAUUUACCAAGAAGGAAAUCCUCCGUCUCUACGAUGUAUUUUUCAAAGAGAAGAGGAACAAGGAUAGCUGCAAGGGAUUCCUUUAAAGGAGAUCAUUCGGAAACGCCAAGAAGGAUGUCUGGAGAGAUGAUUUCCAUGCAGGACUUUUUCUCAGCGAACAAGGUUACUUUGACUGUAAUGCAAAAACAGUUAGAUGAAAUGGCUCAGUUACAAAAAGAUGGUGUUUCGAUUGCGACCGCUUCUAGCGCGGUAGGUUUUAGACCUGAUGCUGUUGGCCCUUUGGCUAUUGUCAGUGAAAAAUUUAAAAACAACUGUUUUAUCAUCAAAGUCAGAUGUAACAUGUAG
Molecule: messenger RNA, 1299 nt
Organism: Habropoda laboriosa
Lineage: Eukaryota; Metazoa; Arthropoda; Insecta; Hymenoptera; Apidae
Product: potassium channel subfamily K member 13-like
Exons: 6
Coding region: 1-1299 (432 amino acids)
Biological process (GO): stabilization of membrane potential; potassium ion transmembrane transport
Cellular component (GO): membrane
Molecular function (GO): potassium ion leak channel activity
Source: RefSeq, a predicted model, not a curated record